This is a messenger RNA of Anisakis simplex (herring worm), 1002 nucleotides long. NCBI's taxonomy places the organism in Eukaryota, Metazoa, Nematoda, Chromadorea, Rhabditida, Anisakidae. The record is from the annotation of a GenBank genome assembly.
AUGAAGCUAAUCGAUUUCAGUCCGUCAGUGGAUAACGAAACGCUUACGGCUCUCUCGGAGCCGUUCCUUGAUCGAACUCAAAAAAUGCCUUCCGAACGUAAUUCUGGUAGUACACUGCCACGUAAGGCUGUUAUCGGCUUGGCUGUUCUGCUCAUAUUGACCGGAAUUGGACUCACGAUUGCCGCAUUGUUGUUGCCUUCAUGGCAGGUAGUUCAGUUGUUUGAGUACAGUGAUAUGCACGAGCAUGGUCUUUGGUUGGACUGUGUACGUUUCACACGAGCUGAUUUACCGCUUAUGCAACGGUUUGAAUCCGUAUCGGAACCUCUGAAUUGUAUCUAUAAAUGGGAUUAUGAUGCAAAACUCGGGACUCGAGCUCAAGAUGAUCCAGAAAGCCCGGUCGGGGAAGUGAACAGACACCAGUUCUUCGGAUGGCAAGUAGCAACGCUGACUUUGUUGGGACUAACCAUUUUAACGGCAAUAAUUUCCACUUGUUUCGCGUGUUGUGCGUGCAGUUAUCGUUAUCUGACUCUUCUGUUCACUGCAGUCACAUUACUUACAACAUGUGCUUGUGCGAUAGCAUUGAUACUGUUCUUUUUCUAUUCACAUCGUGCUGACAAUCGCUUUAUUAGUGGGAUUGUGAGUACUUAUGAGCAAAAACUUGGACUGGCGUAUUUUCUGGCGUUAGGCGCAUGUCUAGCUUAUUUUCUAGCGUUUCUCGUUAGUUUAUUGGCCGCCUUAUUUGCAUUCAAACAGACGACAUCAUCGACGGACGAUGAUCAGUUCAGUAUUGGUCGUAUUUCACGAUCUACAGGUCCAAACAUUCAGAGGACAAUGCAAGUGGAUCCACCGUUACUCUUCCAACAGACCACCGGUGCAUCGAUAAUCCGAUCUCCGCCUCAUUACACCAAAUUUCAAAGCAAUUACUCGAAAUCACCGGCUGCCAGUAUGCCUGAGCUAUUGCCCACGGCCGAACCACGACCUGGAAGUGAGACGUGUGUUUGA